This is a messenger RNA of Macrosteles quadrilineatus (aster leafhopper), 3862 nucleotides long. RefSeq names its product mitochondrial ornithine transporter 1. NCBI's taxonomy places the organism in Eukaryota, Metazoa, Arthropoda, Insecta, Hemiptera, Cicadellidae. Gene Ontology annotation, molecular function: L-ornithine transmembrane transporter activity. The record is from RefSeq and is a predicted model, not a curated record. Gene Ontology annotation, biological process: mitochondrial L-ornithine transmembrane transport. Bases 274 to 1242 code for a protein of 322 amino acids. The transcript is spliced from 7 exons.
AAUACUGAAGGAAGGGAAGACCGUGUUAUUGUUUUAAACUUGGUCCAUAGUCCGUGGGAAUAGUGAUGUUUAUUUAUUACGUCUUCUGUGGUGAUAUUAUGUAGUAGUUGUUUGUAAGAAGCUACCAUUAUCAGUUUUUUGUAGAAAUAAAUUCGUGUUUUUUGUUCAUCAUGUAACUGAAAGCUUUAGAAUCAUCAAUAAAUAAUUUCGCCUAGGCCUUGUGGACAGGACAUUAAGAAUAUAUCGAGAGUAAAUUUCUUACCAAACAUCACAAUGUCAUCAAUUCAUAAAGAAGAAUCUACUGUCACAAGUAGUCCAAAAGGUUUAAAAGAACCCGCAGUCACCCAUAGUGCAAAAACCAUAAUUGAUGGAGCCAUCGACUUUACUUCUGGAACGUUAGGAGCUGUGGCGCUAGUGUACGUAGGUCAGCCGUUAGACACAGUCAAGGUCAAGAUGCAGACGUUCCCUCGUAUGUACAACGGUAUGUGGGACUGUAUGAAGCAGACAGUCAAGUACGAGGGGUUGCUGCGAGGGUUGUACGCAGGAACUGUACCUGCCCUGGUGGCCAACUGUGCGGAAAACUCUGUACUGUUUGCCGCUUACGGCGCAUGUCAGAAGGUCGUGGCGUAUGCUACCAACACCCCGAGAGUAGAGGACCUAGGUGCGCUAGGAAAUGGAACAGCUGGAUGUCUAGGAGCUUUCUUCUCCUCUUUCACCCUCUGUCCUACCGAGCUCAUCAAAGUGCAACUACAAGCUGCAAGAGAGUUUGCCUUGGCUAAUAAUAAUCAGGAGGUGAGAAUCGGAGCGUUGAAGCUGACCAAAGAGAUCAUCAGGACGGAGGGGGUGGUGGGGAUGUUCCGAGGCCUCGGCUCCACCAUUGCCAGGGAGAUGCCCGGCUACUUUGUCUUCUUUGGUGGUUACGAAGCCACCAGGACGCUACUGACUCCUCCCGGCAAGACUAAGGAGGACUGUGGCCUGUUGCCUACAAUGGCCGCCGGAGCAGUAGGAGGUGUGGCGCUGUGGAGUGUUAUAUUCCCUGCGGACCUGGUCAAGUCUAGGAUACAAGUCAACUCUCUCAAUGGUUCCUUCCUUACUGUCACACUCGACAUUGUCAAGAAAGAAGGUGUAUUGGCGUUAUACAGUGGUCUUAGGCCAACCUUAAUCCGUACCGUUCCAGCCACCGCAGUCCUAUUUGUCGUUUAUGAGUAUUCCAAGAAAUUUUUCACUAGUUUAUGCUACUGAAGAGCUAUUUCCGACAGAUCUUUACUCUCUGCAUAGAACUACAAAGUGCAUUUAUUUUGUUUCUGGCUCCAAGUCAGUAAGUUAAUAUUUAUUUGUUAAUACCAGACAUUGUGAUACCUGAUGCCUUUAAAAUAUGACUAUCAACAAGUUAUGGCACUGUUACCACAAAAUAUAAUGUUUAAGUAUUGUUAGAAAGUACUUAUAUAUUAUUUGAAUUUAUGAUUUUUGGAAAAUACAUUUUAUCCUAGACUUGCAACUAAAGGAUCUAUUAACUAGGUUUUUUUUUAAUUUUUCCAAUGACUUCAUUUAGCUUUAUAUGCUGAAACUUUGGAAUACCUUACUAGUUAAAAAACUUAGUUAGUUAGUUCCAUAGUCAUAUUCAGUAUACUGCCCUUUCUUUUUAGUCACAUCAAAGCUACCAGUUGUUUGAUCUAUGUUAUCCUUUUGACUACCAUCACAUCUGGUCCAAUGGUAUAUUAGCUGUCCUUCCAGAAUGAAGUUUUCAUAAAUUUCUCAGAUGUUUGUUGUGAACUAAGAUCCAAAGUUAACAGUAUGUUAAAGGUGUACAACUGAGGAAAGAAGGUAUUUGAUAGAACUAAAAAAUGAGAUUUGAGCAGAUUAGCUUAGUCACAGAGAAGUAAGAUACCUAGAUGAAACAUGCUUAUGGAACAACUGUGCGCUUUUAGCUCGGGAAUGGUAGUGCGGAAAUAUACUAGUACCGAGCCAGGAAGAGCAGUUGCACCGCACUGGCUCUUCCUACAGCGUGAGGGCUAUAGUACGUGAAGGUGAGGGGGAGAGAAGAGCGGAAGGGGACGACCAAUAGAAUUUUAACUAGAGACACAAGCGACUUUUGUUGGACACGACUUAAGUAUUGAAUGUUUCCUUUGUAUCUUACUUCUCUUUGGCUUAGUUAAAAUGGAGAUUUAGUUAUUACUGUACUCUAAAACCUAUUUCGCUUCUUAAGCUUUUGAGUUUUUUAGGUCAAUCAGUAUUUAACACUCAAUAGAUGGAACCUAUUAGAGGCUAGUUUAAAUCGUUCUUUCAGUAGUUACUAUUCUGAUACAUCUCUGAAAGCAAGGAAAAGAUAUUACACGUAUGUGGAAAAGACUGUAAAAAAGACUCAUUUGGACUAUAAACCAGGAACAAAUUGUGACUGGUAAAAGAGAUUGGGGUAUGACCAUCAGGGAAGUGCCGAAUUUACUACUUGCGGCCCUUGGCCAAAUUGACUCGAGUGGCCCCCACCGCUUAGGUGGAACUUUCCCGCCAUCACAGGCAAAAUCAUGAACUUCUCUUAUGAUCACAGGACAUCAUAACCAGUGACCGUGUCAAAUACAUACUUGGACUUGGUAAAUCUGGCACUGAUUAUAUAUAUAAGUCAAGAAGAAGAUGUCUUUUUUAGUCUUGCUCCACCUUAAUCGUUUCUGUAACUUUUUCUCAUUAGUAUGGGUGAUCUUUUUAUUAGGUCAAUAAGAUACAAUAACGUUGACGGCCUUAGUAAUUGUCUUCCAUUUUAUCUAGCAGGGUAUAAAUGGUCCAAAUGUUAAUGUUGCCUGCUCAAAUUUUGAAUUUCCAUAUCGGUACUUCAGAAUUUUAGAAUCAACCAACCGUACGAUUGGUGUUCUAUCAUAGACUAACACAAGUAGACUUGUCAUUCCAUUGUACAGUAUGAAGAUUGUUUCUUAUUGUAUUUUAUGUUUGAAUUUAUGAUUUGUGCUUUACUUUAUGGUUAUUGGUUAUAAAGUAACUGGCUGGGUAGCUGAGUGGUUACAGUGCGCUGAGUUGAUUGUUUGUGCGUAAAAAUCAAAAGGUUGCUGGUUCGAUCCUGAGAUAUGUCAGUUGCUUUUUUAAGGUUUUCUGGACCCAGCUGUUCCUGAACAUUGGGCUUAAAAUAAAUGAUCCUGGCUAAUGAAACAGCUGGUCUUAGUCAGUAACAAAGCUACACGGAUCAUCCCACUUCAUUCUACGCACCCUUCACUCGUAUUUGGGUUAAAAUACACACCAAGGUGGUGUCCCCAUCUCAAUUCAAGUUAUCUUCAGCUGAUCCAUGAGGAUGACAAGUCUACUUUUAAUCAAUGGAUCUAAGGACAUAACCUAGUUGAAUUAUUGCAAUUGGUGGCCAUGUUUUUUAAUUCUUCAAUGUCUCAUCCUCUAAGGGAAAUCUGUUACUAUGUUCUGUAAUUGACAAUGCUCCGAGUGAGAUUACCAUAAUGUCACAUAUCCUUUAGUUAAAUGUGAGGACAACUUGUUACACAAAUCAUACAAUGGCACAAUUAAUUUUCUGCCAAAGAUGUUUAGUUAGGUGUAAACUGCAUUAAUGUUAGGUUAUAUAUUUUUAGUGUUAUAUUAUAGAGGAAAAUAUCAAAAUCAAAUACUCAAGAGUAAAGUUAAAAUAUUUGUUUUGUAUUCUAUAGACUUCAAAUUUAAACAAUAUUGUUGAUUGUUGUGAAUUUAACAAAUAUUCAUGAUAAUUUGCAUACGGUACAAGUGAUGAAAUUGUUAAAUAUAAGUGUUUAACACGUUAUUAAAAGUCCUACAAUACACAUAAGGCAACAUGUGUUGGUAAGUCUCUAAGGCAUACUUUUGAUUAUUUUAUUAAAGUUUAUGUUUUCUUAAUAAACAC